AUGACAGGAGAAACAAGUAAUAUCAACUCUGGAAGCAAUACUACUAAUGUCACUACAGCUGUUGUACAUUCCAAUCACGUCACUGCAACUACUGUGGAUUUCAAUCACCCCGACUAUCUUCAUCCAUCUGAUUCUCCUGGGAUGAACCUAAUCAGCCCAGUGUUUGAUGGAAGAGGAUUUCCAGGGAUACCAGAUCUCACUUCUUUAGAUUUUCCUCAAUGGAGCUACUGCAGCGACAUGGUGAUCUCUUGGCUGUUGAAUACACUGUCCAAAGAUAUUGGAGAUAGUGUUAUCUACUCCACCACUGCCAAAGAGCUUUGGGAGAAUCUUGAGCAAAGGUUUGGUAAGUCUAAUGGUACCAAGCUUUUUCACCUUGAAAAGGAAUUAAACAUAUUAAUUCAAGGAAAUUCUGAUAUAUCGGGCUAUUUUACAAAAAUGAAGAGGAUUUGGGCUGAGCUGGAUUCUUUGAAUGCAGACAUUGCAAGGAGUAACAUACUGAUGAUGAAACCCUUGCCAGGGAUGGAUGUUGCAUACUCACUCCUGUUGCAGGAUGAAAAUUAG
Messenger RNA from Solanum dulcamara, 561 nucleotides. RefSeq lists its product as uncharacterized. NCBI's taxonomy places the organism in Eukaryota, Viridiplantae, Streptophyta, Magnoliopsida, Solanales, Solanaceae. The record is from RefSeq and is a predicted model, not a curated record. Bases 1 to 561 code for a protein of 186 amino acids. The transcript is spliced from 3 exons.